Messenger RNA from Sinocyclocheilus grahami, 1941 nucleotides. It is a transcript of the gene bmi1b, whose product is annotated as bmi1 polycomb ring finger oncogene 1b. The transcript has 11 exons. The record is from RefSeq and is a predicted model, not a curated record. Gene Ontology annotation, molecular function: promoter-specific chromatin binding. Gene Ontology annotation, biological process: negative regulation of transcription by RNA polymerase II. Gene Ontology annotation, cellular component: PRC1 complex. The coding region runs from base 493 to 1473 and encodes 326 amino acids. NCBI's taxonomy places the organism in Eukaryota, Metazoa, Chordata, Actinopteri, Cypriniformes, Cyprinidae.
AUGGAGUGGGGCGGUCGAACUAAGCCAUUUUGGGGACUGUGUCAGUUUGCACUGAACCAUCAGGCACUGUGUUUUUCAGAUCGCCGUGCAGGACAACUGCGCCUCUGGAAUUGACCAUCUAUGACCGGAAUCUGUGGAUUUAUCUGUAAAUCAAAUCGGAAAGAGCCGGCGAAGAGUGAGCUACGUUAACCUAUGUGCAACUGCGCAAGAAGGCCACAAUGAACACGGCGGUGAAACGUUAGAGCCAUUGACAGCGUUUGCAGCUCAUUCCAAGAUGGCCGCUUCGGUAGCAUUCGUUUUUUGCUGAUCGACUCUCAAGUUUCAUUGUCUACCACAACAAAGCUAAGAAACCAUCGCGAAAUAUACCGGCUUUUAAAAAUAACACAAACACUGUCUCGAUUCUAUGCAACUGCCGUGAGACUGGGUUGGACCAGGACACCUCUGACUGAACCGAACCUUUUUUUUCUUUUUGGACAAGGUUUGCGAACUCUCAUGACAAUGCACAGAACAACGAGAAUCAAGAUAACGGAGCUAAAUCCUCAUUUGAUGUGCGUUUUAUGUGGAGGAUACUUCAUUGAUGCGACCACCAUUGUCGAAUGUUUGCAUUCAUUCUGCAAAAUGUGCAUUGUGAGGUAUCUGGAGACCAGCAAAUAUUGUCCUAUUUGUGAUGUCCAAGUUCAUAAAACAAAACCUCUCCUCAAUAUCAGGUCAGAUAAGACCCUUCAGGACAUUGUUUACAAGCUGGUGCCUGGUCUGUUCAAAAAUGAGAUGAAACGAAGGAGAGAUUUUUAUGCGGAGCAUCCAGUUGAUGCUACUAAUGGUUCUAAUGAGGACAGAGGAGAAGUGGCAGAUGAAGACAAGAGAAUCAUCGCUGAUGAUGAGAUCAUCAGUCUGUCCAUUGAGUUUUUUGAUCAGAACAAGAUUGACAGUAAAGAUGGAGAAGAAAAAGAAACCACAAAAGAGGUGAAUGUAAAGCGGUACUUACAAUGCCCUGCAGCUAUGACAGUAAUGCUUCUCAGAAAAUUCCUCCGAAGUAAAAUGGAUAUACCAUGUACCUUUCAGAUUGAAGUUAUGUAUGAAGAUGAGCCUUUGAAAGAUUAUUAUACUCUUAUGGAUAUUGCUUAUAUCUACACAUGGAGAAGGAACGGGCCCUUGCCAUUGAAGUACAGAGUUCGGCCUGGUUGCAAAAAAAUGAAGUUGAGCAGUCCAAGGGAUGAUAUGACCGGUGGCAGAAGGCCUGAUAUAGAAAGCGAUUCCAGCAGUGACAAACCAAACAGCCCGACUGCUGCUGCCGCCCCAUCCACAUCCUCCUCUCUGCCCAGCCCAAGCACUCCUGUUCAGUCUUCACAUCCCAGCUUCCCCCAUAUCUCCACCGUUAACGGAGUCUCUGCCAAAGUGGGCCACAAUGGCCAAAGUCCUUUCAGCAGCAAAGUCUGCAAAACUUCUCAUAAUGGCUCCAACUCUCUUGGGUGACUUGCUUAUGGAUGCCAAAGCCAUCAACCCCUUGCAAACAGAGCUGUGAUGUAGAUGCUUUCUUUAUAAACCACCGCUUCAAUUUUUUAUAUCAUUUUUAAAUAUAUUUGUUUUGUCACCACGUGUGAAAACUUUGUAACACAGCAUUGUUUGUGUUAUAUUUUGUAUUAAUUACUAUGGCAUAACUAAUAUUGUGAAGAUUACUGGAGGGAAACUCAACAAGAAGGAGAAUGUAUCUAGGUGUUUUUAUAAACUCUGUCUUGUUCAUUUUAGAUUAGAACAUCAAUGUAUAUAAAUAAUUUCCUUGUCCAUGAAGUCUUCAAUAAAACACAUGGAGGCACACGCAAUGUUUUGAUUAUCCAGAUUGUAUUGAUUUUAUUCGGGUGAUAUGUGUAACACCAAACUAAAUUUGCAAAGGGCAGAAAUUCAGCGUCAGUAUUGUCUUGGAUAAACCCAGAAAGUGUCAUU